AUGAAUGCCUAUAAGCGUCGUAGAAAUCACGCUCCAGACUGGCAAUCCUAUUACAAAAAUGGUAUUCCUCAGGAAGUCAUCGUGAUCGAGGAUUCUGCAUCUCCUCGUCUUUCUCCUGCUUUGCCUGCUUACCCGAGUCAUCCAAUACAACAAUGUUUUGCUCCUGCAGCUGCAGCUCCUCCUUCUAUUUCUUCUCCUUCCAUGAAUGCACCCCUUUUGCAGCCCUAUCCGUUUCAAAAUCCUGCUCCCUCCGACGCCAAUCCUUCCCGUCCUCUUACAAAUGCGUCUUCUCAUCUUCCUCAUCCGUAUAAUUUUUGGUUAGACCACAAUGCUACCAUUUCAAAUCCAUAUGCGGCAGUUGCUCCACAUCCACAAGCUCAUCCUCCUCCGCCUCCUCCUCCGCCUUCCUCUUCCUUUCUUGUUUCCUCUCCGAACACAAUCCCUUCGUAUCCUCAUCCUCCUCCUUCUUACGUUCACCUUUCUAAUCUACCCCUUCAUCCUCCUGCACAGCAUCAGGCACCUCCCACGACUCAUCUUCUGAGACCUCCUGUUUCUGCUGUCCCUUCCCCUGCUCCUGCUAACCAACAUUUUCCCGUUUCUCCUUCACAGCCAGUAUUGCCUCGUAUUUCUUUAAAUUCAUCAAAUCCCUCCUACCCGAAAAUGCAACUUCCUCCUGUACAUCGCCGUCAUAAAAUACCUUCUAAUCAGUACGAUUCACCUGCUUCGUACCCAUCAUUUUUCCCUCCUCAUCUCUCUCCUCAUCAAAGCAAUGGCUCAAUCCUUCCUGCUAAUUCCGUUACUCAAAAGCCUAAGGAGCAAGUUAAUUACUCUUCCAUUCCUAAUUCUGCUUCUGCGACACAGGCUGCCGUUCCUCUUUCUCCUACUCUAGCCGUCUGGUUGCCUAUGACUCAAUCUAAUUUUCAACCUCCUCCAACUUAUACUUAUCAGCCUUCUAAUAUAACGAACGACCCUAUGGUCGUGCCUGAUCCUCCUCCGCCUGCGAAAUUACCUCAGCCUAAAAAGAGGAAACGUAAUACAACUGCUUCAACAAAAAAAGUCAAUUGUGUCAACGUUCCUCUAGUAGCUGAUAAGCUGAAUCUAAACUCAUCCGUCUACGAUGACGAUGAUGGUCAUUAUAAAGUUAUUCCAAAUACCAACUUUGCAGAAAGAUAUACAGUCAUUCGACUGUUGGGCCAUGGUACCUUUGGGAAAGUAAUCCAAUGUUAUGAUCAGGUCCAGGGAAAACACGUUGCUAUAAAGGUAACUCGAGCAAUUCCAAAGUACAGGGAGGCAAGUCUCAUUGAGCUUCGCGUUCUUCAAACCAUUUCUCAAAAUGACCCUACAAAUGAAAAUAAAUGUAUUGAGUUGAAGGACUAUUUUGAUUACCGGAAGCAUAUUUGCAUUGUUACUGAUCUUUUUGGUUGGAGUGUUUUUGAUUUCCUUAAAAACAAUAAUUACAUACCUUUUCCGUUAUUCCAUAUUCAGUCUUUGGCUCAUCAACUAUUUAAAAGUGUCGCCUUUUUACAUGAAAUAGGGUUGGUACACACUGAUUUAAAACCGGAAAAUGUUUUGUUGGUAUCGAAUGCAUCUAAGAAUAUCCGCUUGCCUUAUCGGAAUUAUUCACAAAAGCUUCUUAAUAAUACUGAAAUUCGGUUGAUUGAUUUCGGUAGUGCUACUUUUGAGGAUGAAUACCACUCCAGCGUGGUAAGUACGCGGCAUUAUAGAGCUCCUGAGAUUAUACUAGGUGUAGGAUGGUCUUAUCCAUGUGAUAUUUGGAGCUUAGGGUGUAUUAUAGUUGAGCUUUUUACUGGACAAGCGUUGUUCCAAACUCAUGAAGAUAAUGAACAUUUGGUUAUGAUGGAAAAGGUUAUUGGUCCUUUCAAUUAUGAUUCUAUUUCUAGGGCAGGCCGUUCAACACAGCGGUUUUUCAGGACAAAUGGAUCGGUUAAAUAUCCCUUGUCUAAUACACCAAAAAAAAGUACAUCGCCGGGUAUUACUUUGCUUUUGGAUCUUUUGAGGAAAAUAUUUGUUUAUGAUCCGGCAAAACGGAUUACGGCAAAAGAGGCUCUGUGGCAUCCAUUUUUUAGUCAAGCUUUAUCUGUUAAUUUUUAA
Molecule: messenger RNA, 2112 nt
Organism: Schizosaccharomyces cryophilus OY26
Lineage: Eukaryota; Fungi; Ascomycota; Schizosaccharomycetes; Schizosaccharomycetales; Schizosaccharomycetaceae
Product: CMGC/CLK protein kinase Lkh1
Exons: 2
Coding region: 1-2112 (703 amino acids)
Biological process (GO): protein phosphorylation
Cellular component (GO): nucleus
Molecular function (GO): ATP binding; protein kinase activity
Source: RefSeq, a predicted model, not a curated record